Myotis myotis is the source of this 384-nucleotide messenger RNA. Its product is annotated as transmembrane protein 230-like. Lineage: Eukaryota; Metazoa; Chordata; Mammalia; Chiroptera; Vespertilionidae. The record is from RefSeq and is a predicted model, not a curated record. Gene Ontology annotation, biological process: synaptic vesicle transport. Gene Ontology annotation, cellular component: synaptic vesicle; endomembrane system.
AUGGUGCUAUCUGGUACCAACCUGGCUACUGGAAUCCCUAAUAGUAAAGUGAAAUACUCAUGACUCUCCAGCACAGAUGAAGGCUCCAUUGACCUUCAGUUUAAGAAAAGCCCACCUAAGAUCCCACUUAAGGCCAUUGCACUUGCUACAGUGCUGUUUCUGAUUGGCACCUUUCUCAUUAUCAUAGGCUCCUCCUGCUGGUGGGCUAUAUCAGCAAAGGGGGUGUUGCAGAACAGCAGGUCCUGUCCUGAUCAUGGCAUCCUGGUGUUCCUGCCAGGAUUUUACCACCUACUUAUCAACUACUAUGCAUCCAAAGGCUACUGGGGUCACUCCUACAAUAAUAUACAGGAAUUUGACAAUAGAAUAGAGGAUUCUGAGAAUCAG